This is a messenger RNA of Fonsecaea erecta, 2484 nucleotides long. RefSeq lists its product as hypothetical. The record is from RefSeq and is a predicted model, not a curated record. Gene Ontology annotation, cellular component: extracellular region. The transcript has 3 exons. Gene Ontology annotation, biological process: carbohydrate metabolic process. Lineage: Eukaryota; Fungi; Ascomycota; Eurotiomycetes; Chaetothyriales; Herpotrichiellaceae. Bases 1 to 2484 code for a protein of 827 amino acids. Gene Ontology annotation, molecular function: chitinase activity.
AUGCAUUUUAACAGGUUCGCCGCCAGCUUGCUGGCCACGGCGGCGGCCUUUACGUCUACAAUGGCAUCACCAAUGUUCGGCGCUCGCUCUCCUGCCGUAAAGAGAGCCUCUUCUCCACUAAGCCUGGCUGUGUACUGGGGACAAGGACCCAACCAGAAACGCUUGGCCGAGUUCUGCGCGGAUACGACCAUGGACAUCAUCCCCAUUGGUUUCGUGAAUGUCUUCCCAGAUCAAACCGCCGGUCCGGGAACAAAUUAUGGCAAUGCUUGUGGCGGUGUUACCUGGAAGGCGCCCGAUGGCACCCAGACGAGUGUCUAUACAACAUGUGACGAGAUCGCGACCGACAUCGCUGUCUGCCAAGGUAUAGGCAAAAAGAUCUUUGCCUCGAUCGGAGGUGAAGCCAGUGGAAACUUCAUCGCCACGUCACAGUCCGCCACAGACUUUGCCGACUUCCUUUGGGGUUCGUUCGGUCCUCUCCAGGACCCGACCAUGGUGCAAUAUCCCCGACCGUUUGGUCUCAACACCGUGGUGGAUGGUUUCGACUUGGAUAUUGAGUCGGGAAGUGAUUUCGGAUAUGCCGACCUGGUGAACGAGCUGCGAACCAGGUUCGCCGAGGCCCCUGACCAGCAGUUCUACAUCUCGGCCGCACCACAGUGUGUUGUGCCUGAUGCUCAUCUUGACGACGCCAUCAAGAGCUCCUCGAUCGACUAUCUCUUUAUCCAAUACUACAACACCGACUCCUGCUCGGCAGCAUCGUUGUUCAGCUCAGGUUCUCUCGACACCAGCGCCGACAUCACCUUCGGUUGGGCACAGUGGCUCAAGGACAACUCGCAUAAUCAUGACAUCAAGAUAUUCUUGGGUCUACCGGCGUCAAAGACCGCCGCCAAUCCCAACCACUACUUGGACCUGGACCAGGCGCAAGCACUGAUUGAGGCAUAUGCCUGCUCGGGCUCGUAUGACUCUAUCUUCGCCGGUGUGAUGCUUUGGGAGGCCACCUACUCGGACAACAACCAGAUCAACGGAGAGAGCUAUGCCGCCAAUAUCAAGGACAUCUUUGGCAAGCUUUCCUGCGCAACGCCGCCGACCACGUCCACCACCUCCUCGACCACUACCACAACAACGACAACGCGCUCGACAACCACGACGACGACCACAACUACGACCACUACUACAACUACUACUACCACGACGACUUCGACAAUCCCAACAACAACACCCACCACCACUACCACCACAACGACAACGACAACAACGACGAUUCCGGCUGUUCCGACUUCGUCUUCGACGACCAGCGUGCCUGUUCCCGCAUCGACGUCGUCUUCCACAACCAGCGCGCCUGUUCCCACAUCGACCUCGUCUUCAACAAGCAGUGCCCCCGAGUUCCCGGCCACAACGACACCAAGCACGACGUCGGCAGCUCCUGCUCCAACCACGACCUCGACGACGACUUCCAGCCAAGGUCCUGGCCCUGUUGGUGGGACCACAACCUCGACCACCAGCUCGACCACAACGACCUACAGCCACCCUGUUGGCCCUAUUGGCGGAACGACUUCUUCGAGCAGCACGACAACUACCUCUAGCCAGACACCCAGUCCCGUCGGUGGAACCAGCGUGCCUCCUAGCUCUAGCACCACAUCGCCGGCAGCAACCACCAGCCCUUACAGCUAUUCCCACGGCCACGGUUCCUCGUCCACUUCCUCGGUCUAUGUCAGCCCUGCAACAACUUCCAGCUCAUCUGGAGCCUAUUCGACCGGCUGGCAGUGGGGAGACUGGACUUCGGCCGGCAGCAGCAGCAGCCCCGUUGCUGCCGCGACAACCAAGACCUCGACGACAAGUGGGUAUGCCGGCUGGGAAGACUGGUCGGUCACGACGAGCACAACCUCCAGCCCGGCUGGCGAGUACACUGUGACCGUCUGGACCACGGAAUACACCGACAUCGGUCCCAAUGGCUUCACCAAGCAUCCGUUCCACUGGACCACCUCGGUCCCGGUUGCGGCGGCCACGACCACGGCACCGUUCGCGUGGCCCACUCAAGGCAAUGGAUGCCCCUUUGGAUUCACCACCACCGUGACUGUCUGCUCCGUGUGCGCUCCCACCGUAACGACGGUGACGUUGACAGUUCCCGUUCCCACUGCGACUGGCAUCAUGACCCAGACUGUCGUGCCUGUCCCGCCCACCGGUGCAGCGGCAGCGCCCUUGCACCCGUCCGGCACGGCUGAGACUUCCGUCGCAGCGGCUUCUGUCUCCUCAAGCUGGCCCAGUGGCGCAGCCAACACGGCAACGCCUGUCGCAGCUGCAUCUACCUCGCCAGGAAGCAACAGCGGAUGGCUCGCACCAUCUCCGUCGUCCGCAUCCUCCACCCCGGUGGCCCCUAUCAACGUGACGCCCUUCACGGGGGGUGCCGCCGCUCAGAGCCAGCUUCCUGGCACCAUGCUGAGCGUAGCCAUGUGUGCGGCUGUUGCUGUUUUUGGACUGUUCUUGUAA